Molecule: messenger RNA, 279 nt
Organism: Micromonas commoda
Lineage: Eukaryota; Viridiplantae; Chlorophyta; Mamiellophyceae; Mamiellales; Mamiellaceae
Exons: 1
Coding region: 1-279 (92 amino acids)
Cellular component (GO): mitochondrion
Source: RefSeq, a predicted model, not a curated record
AUGUCGACCCUCUCGCGCGCCCAGAAGGUCGCGCAGGCUGCAUCGCGCAUCUUCGGCACGCACAUCGGCAACGGGCUGCAGAGCGGGCGCAAGGAGCUGCGCAAGAACCUCGCGGGGCCCAAGAUCAUGAGCUGGUACCAGAGGCCCAUCGGGAAGGACAUCGAUCCGCUCUUCGUGGACCCCGAGGUGGAGAGGAGGAAGCUCAAGAUCGAGCGUCUGGCGCGUCGCGGAAAGGUCACGCCCAAGAAGGGCGAGGGCAAACGGGCGAAGAAGAAGUAA